Messenger RNA from Penaeus monodon (black tiger shrimp), 1672 nucleotides. RefSeq lists its product as uncharacterized. The record is from RefSeq and is a predicted model, not a curated record. NCBI's taxonomy places the organism in Eukaryota, Metazoa, Arthropoda, Malacostraca, Decapoda, Penaeidae.
GCUGCAGUGCUAGCCUUCCCGGAGCAACUCUUGCGGGGAAUAUCCUUGGAUAUGAGGCUGCCUAUGUUGCAAGUCGGGUUGCGGGUCGAGACGAAGCCUCUGCAUGGCCUGGGACAGAUGGGGUGGAAGGAGCAGCUUCAUGCCAACCCACCAGUGCAGAGAUUGCUGUGGAUUAUUUCUUGAAGAAACUUGCUAAUAAGGAGAUAAGCUUACGAAACCUUAAUGUUGACAAGGAAUGGGACAACAAAACAGAGAAAGAUCUGUUGUGCUUCCCCAAAGCUCCCAAUGAAGUGGAAGACGGCCAUUUUAAGUAUGGUGAUCUGCAUGAAAAUGGACACUUGCUGAUCCCGGGUCCUUCCCUGGACGGCAGAAGGGACCUCCGGAGAUCUCAGUCCUUGGGGGAUCUGAAAAAUUCGGAGGAGCCAGAGUGCAUGAUUGAUUCUGAUCAUGUACAUCAGGAUCAUCCUGAGGAGACAGCAAGGUUAAGGCUGUCCAAACCAAAGCAGGACAGCUUGGACAUGGAGUCAGAAAGUGGUGACAUCGAAAACACAGAUCCUGGGGCAGCUUCUGAAAUCAUAGGAGACAUGGACUCCCCCUUGAUGGAUCUUGAGGUGCGGGGCAUCUUGAGCCAUCUGGACAAUCCUGUGGAUCCACACUGCAGCAUGAGUGUUAGUAGCCUCAAUCACGAUUCUGUGUUUCAGCAGCACGAGCCGUCUUUUCAGUUGGUUGUAGAUGAAGGAACAGAUAAAGAUGAAAGUAACUCCACUGAGCAGAGUAGUAGUGCCCCGUCGAAAGUGAAAAGCCUUAGAAUUCACAUUUCUCAUUCCUCUAAACUAGAAAAUCAGAGUUCAAAUGAGUAUGAAUCGGAAACUGGUAUACCAAAUUCACCCACAUUGUAUAUAAGUGGUGUUUCCAUUUGCCGUUCCCCUGAGCCGCGGUCGCCCAAAGUUCAGCACCGAGAGACACGUUCUCCAAGCUUAACGCUUCCUCUAUGCUGCACACCUGAACCUAGGUCCGUGGGGAGGCGAGGCUGGACAUUUCGCCCCUGCCGAUCUAUAGUCGUUCUCGUUCUUCGUCCCUCGUGGUUCCAAGCUCAGCCACUCUUUCCUCGAGAGUCUCAGCACGGACAACUGGCACGUGUCUACAUCUCUCCUCCUUAUCCCUCCAAGCCACCAGAGCCACAUCACCCUUUCUCCUGGGUGAGUUGCGUGUCUCAAGGUCGGCGUCAGAGCCCGAAAAGGGUCGCUUAGUGUUCCAGUUUCCUAAGUCCCCAACUGAUGGUGCCCUCAGCUCUGUCUUGCAUGUUGAAGAAUCAAACUUGAGUUCCGAUGACUUCCAUGAAGCUUUGUUUCUUGGCAAAUCGCCCAAACCCAACAAAAGAAAAAAGUCCAAGAAAGAGAGAAACAAAGAUGCCAAGGAUAGGAGUAAAAGUGAGAAAGAGAGCAAAGAAAGAAGUAAAGAUGUGAAACAGAAAGAAAAAAGUAAAGAGAAUGGGAAAGAGACCAAAGAGAGGAAGGAAUGUAAAGAUAAGAGGAAAGUGAAGGAGUUGACUUCAGCCGUAUGAUCGUUUCUUGAAGUUUGAAUUUUCACGGUUGUCCUGAAACGCUUGUAGAAUCUCUAUGGAAAUCUAAUAUUAAGGGUGGGAUUGAUGCACUUACUGUUACAAGUAUUU